UAUAAUCUGACGUCAUUGAAUCCAGCCGCCAUAUUUCCUACGCUGGUCCGUUACUCGAGCCUGAGCGAAAGGAUUGGUUUUAAUUUUUUUUACAUAUUUUUUUUCCUCCUCGCUGCUCGCUAUGAUGAACUUGAUGUCCAGUUACGACCAACAUGUCGGAAAACCAGACCAAUCUGAUUAUCAACUACCUGCCCCAGACCCUGACUGAUGCAGAAUUCCACUCUAUGUUUGCCUCCAUUGGCAAUAUUAAAACAUGCAAGAUCGUCCGUGACAAGGCCUCUAACUACAGCUAUGGUUUCGGCUUUGUCGAUUAUCAGACACCAGAGGAUGCUCAGCGUGCUAUACAGUCCCUGAAUGGCCUUCAACUCCAAAAUAAAUACAUCAAGGUGGCCUUGGCUCGGCCUGGGGGUGACAGCAUCAAGGGAGCUAACUUGUAUGUCAGGAACAUUCCACGUGAUUUCUCCGCUGGGGAUCUGGAGAGUGUGUUUAAAUGUUACGGUGAGAUUAUCCAAUGUCGUGUUCUAACUGACCAAGAUACUGGCAAUUCUAAAGGUGUAGGCUUCAUACUGUUCAGUCAAAAGUCUUCAGCAGAUAAUGCGUUGGCAGAAAAAAAUGGAGUGCCCAUUCGGGAGGGGGAUUUACCUUUGAUGAUCAAAUAUGCAGAGGACAAUGCACAGAAAGUUCGGCCACCAAUUCAACCCAUGUAUCCAGCUGGCCCAAGGGGUUUCCCUGGUGGUCCAAUGCGCAACAUGCAAAAUCGCUCGCGUUAUAAUCCAAUGACUGGUGGGGGCUAUGGAAGCCCAGGCAAUGGCAUGGAUCCCCAUGAGGGAUAUGUUCUGUUUGCGUAUAACAUUGGGCCAGAGACCAAUGAAAAGAAUCUAUGGGCUCUCUUCUCUCGUUAUGGUGUCGUACAAAAAGUGAAUGUUAUUUACGACCACCAGAAGGGCCUGACAAAGAACUAUGGUUUUGUCACCAUGGCAAAUUACAAUGCAGCUCAAAUGGCCGUCAAUUGUUUAAAUGGUUACAAGUAUUAUAAGGGGAAGCCACUCUCGGUGUCUUUCAAAAAUUAAAUCUGAACACUUUUUCUCGAACUUUUCAAUUUUUUGGGGUUUUUUUUCGUUUUAAUAAGAUCUACAAUAUUCCAUCACAUAAUUCAUGAUCCACAUGCAGUCCAGCAAUUCAUGUCUCUCAUCAGAGUGCUUUUUGUUUUGGACCUCCAUGGAUUUUUUACUCUCUCUUUUAUAAUUCAUUAUUCAUAUAAACUAAAGUAUAUAACUUGACCUAAAUGUCAUAAAAUGUGGGGUAAUUGAAAUUGCAUUUGUUUGAUUGCCAGUUAAAUGAAUCAUUGCAUUUAGAUAUGGAUAUCAAUUUAGGUGUUAUUUGAGUAAUGUAAAAAGACAUUGUCAGGUCGGUGUAUAAAGCGACAUUACGUUUUUCACUAUUCCUGGUGUACUGAGAAUGUUCUGAUCAGUUAAAAUGGCAUAAGACAAUAUAAAAAAUAUGUAAUUCUUUGAAACAUGUUCAAUUGUUGGAAAAUACUGAUAAUAGUAUUAAUACAAGGUGCUUCCUAGGUCUAGAAAGUCCCUUAUAGGGCUUUUCCUGUAAAAUAACUUGCUAACAGGAGGACUCCAGAUUUGUCAAACUGGAACCACCUACAAAAAGACUGAUCAAAAUAUAUACCAUAUGAUCAUGAGCCACUUUUUCCAGCACCCAUCAUCAGGGCUCAAAGUGGAUAUUUUUACCAGGUGGCCUAUUUGGCUCUCGAGUUAUAAGUUCUAGGCACCAAUUGGAAAAAGUAGCCGUCUAGCCUAUAGCUAGUUGUCUUGAAUUUAUGAAAUAAAAUCUUUUAAUUCUUUAGAUCAGUAUAACAUCUCUUUAACUUUUUCUAUUGUGAACAUCAUUUAAGCAUCGACUGCAGCCUUUGAAAGAUUUUUUUAGUGGCCAAGCAGGCGCCUUAUAGGUCAAUAACUGGUCACCACUUGAUGUAAAUAGGCGCCACUUUGAGCCCUGAAUUCAUGCAUAUGAUUAUUUCUGGCGUCCUCCCAUUGGAUAUGUAUUUCAUUGGAAUAAUUCUUAUUUACAGUUCAUCUGUUUCAAUUCAAUUGGAUAGUUUUGCUUUGCAAGGCAUGAAACAAAUUUUCAAUGUAGAAAUGAACAUUGAUAAGAAUAUUCCGUCGUUUUGUAAUGCAGAGUUAUGUGCUCUUGUGAGCAGGUAUUGCUUGUUAUGUUGCUAGUUUGUGUGAGAAAGUUAUAAACGAUUUUACUCUCACAAACAAGUGAUGUAACAAAUACCUGCGCAAAAGAGCAGAUCUCGCUGCAUUAUGAAAAGACAGAAUAUUAUGAUGCAAAGAUGUUGACAAAUAUUGCCAAAAUCAUUAAAUGUAGUUCGUGGAAUCAAUGGAAAACUAAACUUGACAGCCAUAUUACUGUUUGGAAAACUAAGUUCUGGAAACAAUUUGUCUAUUAGUCCCUUCUGCCCCUUGUCUUCAAUAAGUGCAGACUUUAAUUCACAAUUUCCUACCUUUGAUAAUUUUGGCCUACAAAUUUUGUAAGUAAUAUUUAGUUAAUCAUCUGCUACAAUCUACAUGCAUUAUUGAGAAUAACGAGAUGUGUUGCCCAUCCAGGGAGCUCUGUUCUACAAAUAUAUACCAGUAUUAUUGUCUAGUUAUCAGAAUGUGGGAUGACGAGUUGAGGUAACAAUUAUUAUCUUGUUAAAUUAUAACCUUUGCAUUAAACAAAUGCACCCUGCAAGUUACAAGAGUUUGAAUAUAUGUGAAACCUUUACUGAAAAUGUUCAUGAUAACAAACAAGUUUCAUGUGUACUUUUCUGACAUUUCAAUUUUCAACCCAUCAAAAUCGAUCGUAUUUGACUGGUAUUGCUAAAAUAAUCGGUGGAGUGGGGCAAAAGGUAAAAUGAGUUAAUUAUAAGAUGUUGGAUAAAUAUACUCUAAUAUGAGCUACAUCUAAUCAUUAAAUAGUAAAUAUUUAUAUGUUGUACAAAGUACAUCAAAUGUAAUUUUGUGUUGUCUUAAUCAAUUAUCAAAGUCAUAUCCUCAUCACCAUCAAAGUCAUAUCCUCAUCACCAUGUUUUUAAAACAAAUAUUACCUGUUGGAAAUUAACUGAACUUUAAAAAUAUUUUGCUUUGUUGCAUUUUCACUUCCUUUUCCUUAAAAUUUAUCUUGUAAUGGAAAUGAUAGGUGUAUGUUUUAUUGAUCAAAUUAUACCUAACCCUUAAGUUAUAAUACACUUGAGCCAAUUUUACAAAAAAAAUGAAGUAAAACCGAAUUCAGCAUUUUCGGUUCAUUUCAUUUAGUUUUAUGUGAUCGGUUGAAAUGCAGUUCAGUAGAAAACUUUUUUUAUGAAAAAGGGCAUUAUUGCAGUUUUAUAGUAUGAACUACUUGAACUUCAAUACUGAUUUAUAUGCAUACCAUUUUUUUUUUAAUUUUUUUUUUUUUUUUUUGUAUAGACUUAGAAAAAAUCCAAUAUUUUUGGUAUAGUCUUAGAUGUAUAGUUUUUGUGUGUGAAGAGGCUUACAAUUCCUAAAUGUAUACAAUCAUGUACUGAAUAAUAAAUUUAAAUAAACUGGAAAAUCCAGACCAUCCCCUGAAUAAACAGAAAUGCAAGACUUUUACUAUUAUGUCAUUUUUGAAUUAAGGUUUUCAUACAGGUACUGUUCUGGCUCAUAUUAACGUUUAUAUACAUGGUUAUUCAAUGCAAACUUUCAUCGUCACAUUUAUUUAGCAGUUCCUUGCAUGCUACAGAAACCAUACAGUUAUACCAUGGCCAGACCUGGUUGGCUAUGACUACUAGUACAUGUUGUACUUAAAUUUCUGUUUACAAGUAUUCCUUUCAUGUGAUGAUCUGAUGCCAGAAUUGUUUUGUGUGGGCUAAUUAUGAAAUAAAGACAGGAAACUUUCCUCAAACUUUUACCAAAUGGUAUAUAUGUAUGAGGAUCCUUUUGAAUUUCUGUAUAACAUGUUUCAAUUUUCAUUUUCAAGUACACUGUAUUUUCAAUAAAUAACUUGAAUGAUUGGAUCUGAAACAAAACAGUUUCUGAUGAAAGCAAUAAAAACAAAUUUUUUGUGUAAUUGUCUUCAUACAUGUGCUACAUAUAAUCAACUUUUCAAACAAAAUUCAAAUUGUUUAUCCUAAAUAUCGUAAACCAUCCAUGGUCUUAAUCAUUUGAGUAAACACCCCAGCAGUUUCUUUGUAAACAUUUAUUCAAAAUAAUGUAAGGUAUGCUAUGUGUGAGAAUCCAGCCAGUUCUUUAACACUGUAUUAAAUAUGUGUAUAAUGUUAAGAUUAUAAUUGCAUAUAUAUGGACUGGCAAGAGGUAUGCAGGUCGCAUCCUACCAGCUCCAGUCUGCGAAACUGGUUCAAAAUACUGUUUGUUGUUGAAUUUGUAUUUCUUGUAGAAGUUGAAGAAUGUUAAUAAAAACGAUACAGAAAAUUGAA
Pecten maximus is the source of this 4456-nucleotide messenger RNA. RefSeq names its product ELAV-like protein 2. The coding region runs from base 153 to 1070 and encodes 305 amino acids. Gene Ontology annotation, molecular function: RNA binding. Gene Ontology annotation, cellular component: ribonucleoprotein complex. The record is from RefSeq and is a predicted model, not a curated record. The transcript is spliced from 2 exons. Lineage: Eukaryota; Metazoa; Mollusca; Bivalvia; Pectinida; Pectinidae.